AUGGUUAUUGAGAAACUUUUCCUUAGCUCGGCCCGGUCCUGGCAGACUGCUAAGGGCCCAAGGGGUAAUAACUCCGACUGGCCUAACUGGUGCGCGGUUUCUGCACACGCUCAUCUCUGCAGGCGGUAUGACGAGUGCGAUAAAUACAAGCAGAAUGAAAAGAAGGAUACGAAGCUCCGUAAGCGGAGCUGCCUUUCCACCGGCACACAGGCACAGAAACGUGCGAUUCGUAGAAGUGUCCUGUGUCCAGAGGAAGUCAGUCUGGUAAAAAUCUGCCGUCGGAACCCAAGCCCACCAACGGCACCAAGUGGGGGGCCCGCCACUCCCUGCAGCAGCGAGUAG
This is a messenger RNA of Aspergillus luchuensis, 342 nucleotides long. RefSeq lists its product as uncharacterized. NCBI's taxonomy places the organism in Eukaryota, Fungi, Ascomycota, Eurotiomycetes, Eurotiales, Aspergillaceae. The transcript has a single exon. Bases 1 to 342 code for a protein of 113 amino acids. The record is from RefSeq and is a predicted model, not a curated record.